This is a messenger RNA of Fusarium odoratissimum NRRL 54006, 807 nucleotides long. RefSeq lists its product as uncharacterized. Bases 1 to 807 code for a protein of 268 amino acids. The record is from RefSeq and is a predicted model, not a curated record. Lineage: Eukaryota; Fungi; Ascomycota; Sordariomycetes; Hypocreales; Nectriaceae. The transcript has a single exon.
AUGGAGGCGGCUGUGAACAAAGGAUACUUGAACGCUGCUCAACAGUUUUCUCAAUCUUACGUUUCCUUGAGUCAGCUAUGUUCAUGCAUGAAUUGUCGCUCAAAUGUGGACGGCGAGAGAGGGUACACCGCCUUCUGCUUGCUCACAUUGAUACCAACUAUUUGUACCCUUGUCAGAGCUAUGUCGACUAUCUGCAUGCAACAAGAUCUUAAAGUACAACCAACACGCUCCGGUUUAGAGAGCAUAUACUGGAACCAGAGAGAUGCAAUUGGUGAUCCAGGAGACUCAUACUACGACCCGGUUGUUGACGGCUUACUGAGACCUUGGCCUAAGCAUACCCUGUCGUUCGCCCAAAUGCUUUUCGCGGGACGACAAUAUGAUAGGGGUUCGGGCAGUGGUAAUGUUGUUGCAGCUUCGCACAGUGGACUUUGUUUCUGUCUUCAUACUUUGACGGAGAUCACAUCCGAUCCUCAGAGAGCUUGUGUCGUGACAGUUGUACCUGGUAGGAUCGAGUGGAACGGCUUCAUGUACGACAUGAUACGUGACCAGGGAGAAUGGAAAAUGAGUACACCUCGGCAGGGUGGCUACAAUGCAGUCUCCAUGACGACUGUAACGAAAUAUGACGACUUAGCCGAUAGUUCAACUUCUGGCCUCGUCGCCGAACUCAUUAUUGAUGAGAUAUUUCCGGAAAGUACUAGUCUUUCUGCCUUCUACAGAGUUUUAACUGCAGCAUUCCCCGGUCGACAUUUCUCAUUAGGGGCCGCAGAAAUUUGGGCUCAACUUCGCGUUCACAGCUGCAAGUUGUGA